This is a messenger RNA of Salvelinus sp. IW2-2015, 776 nucleotides long. NCBI's taxonomy places the organism in Eukaryota, Metazoa, Chordata, Actinopteri, Salmoniformes, Salmonidae. The record is from RefSeq and is a predicted model, not a curated record.
UCAAUGUGGAGAGGGCUGAAGCUGACGGGAUAUAUCGUCUUACAAUCCCAAAGAUGGAACCAAUGGAUGAAGCUAUUUACUAUUGCGCAAGUAGGACAGACUAUGAAGUAAACUUGAUCAAUGGGACUUUUUUAGUAUUAAAAGGUAAGAAUCACCAGAAGUCUGAUUACAAGACCGUGGUACAGCGGCCAAUGUCUGACCCAUUCCACCCAGGAGAAAAUGUGACUCUGCAGUGUACAGUACUCUCUGAGACCUGUACAGGAGAACACAGUGUGUACUGGUUCAGAGCCGGAUCAGGAGAAUCCCAUCCAGGAGUCAUUUACACCCCUGGGAAMAGGAGUGAUGAGUGUGAGAAGAGCCCUGAGACUCCCUCUCCUACACAGAGCUGUGUCUACAGCCUCUCUAAGAACAACCUCGGCCCCUCUGAUGCUGGGACUUACUACUGUGCUGUGGCCACAUGUGGGGAGAUCCUGUUGGGCAAUGGAACAAAAUUGGACAUGGCCACUGACACGAAAUGCAAUGAGUCAGAAAAGGCUAUGGUAGCGGUUGUUGUUGGUUUGGCAGUGGCGUUGGUGUUGUGUGGGAUUGGGAUCAUCUUCCUUGCCUGCACCAGAAGUAAAGAGCAAGUCUGCGACAAUUGCAAARCAGUAGAUGCCUGUCGGGGAGGAAGACAUAAUGGAUUAAGGGGAGAACAGUGCACUUGGUGUGAGAGCAGGUCUGUUACAGGAAGAGUAGCCUCUGUAGAAUUCACACCUCUAACACCCAAACCACACUGA